This is a messenger RNA of Malus domestica (apple), 1385 nucleotides long. NCBI's taxonomy places the organism in Eukaryota, Viridiplantae, Streptophyta, Magnoliopsida, Rosales, Rosaceae. The record is from RefSeq and is a predicted model, not a curated record.
AUGUAUGAUGAACGGACAAAAUUUACAGAUCCCCAAGAUCCUCACCAAAAGAACCGGAGAGGAUCCAACACUAAAGAGAAUGGACAUUCUUCCCUUUCUUCUCCGUCUCAGCAGUUAAUUAAUGAGUUCAUCAGCUCUAGUGUAAUUAUGGUGCCUGAUGUUGACAGGGAUUCGCUUCCUUGUCUUAUUAAGGUACAUGGGACAAUCAAUUUGUCUGACUUAAAGCUAAAUGAGGUUUUUGAGUUUGUUGGAGUUUUCACUUUCGAUUCAGAGUUUAAAGAGGACAAGGAUGAAUCAGAUGAUUUCACAAAUGGUUUUAGCAAAGACGAGCAACGGGUACCACGUCUCCACUGCUUUAUUCACAGGAAACUUGCAGCUCACGACUUCCUUCCUUGUUCCCCUACAAUCGAGCCAAAGCCCAACUUGGUGAAAGAGAUCAGGGAAUCUCUCUUAAGGCAUCUUACCGCUGUUGUUGGUAAUGAUGGCAUAGCUGCUAAUUUCAUGCUGUUGCAUCUCUUGUCCAAGCUUGGCCUUGCUCUCAAGAAUCUUUUACCUUUCACACAAUGUAUAUCCCUAACAGUGGAUUAUCUCAAGUCUCAACAUUGCUUCCCUUGCGCCAAGAAAGGAUUAAGAGACCAGCAGGUAAUGAGAUUUCUAAGUCUGUACCUUAGUGUCAGUUUUGUUCUAGUUUUUAACUUUUCACAUUGCUCCAGGCUGAUAACCGGAGCCCUGCAGCUGGCUGAGGGUUCACACAUGAUAUUUGAUGAGACCCGGUUGGAAGCUGGCAUUCUUAACUCUGUUGGGGUUGAAAAUGCAAGAUUGCUUAAAACUUUAAUAGAGUCGCAAAAGGUGGAAUAUGAUUUCAAGUUCUAUAAACUGGACAUGCCAGCAGACAUCCAAAUCCUUGUUCUUUCGGAAGGCAAAUCAAACAUUUUGCCAGCUGAUGUAGUGUUACCUUUCCAUCCUUCUUCAGUGGCUUCUGUUGACAUUACUGCAGAGGCACUAGAGGCUUGGAGAUGGUACUUGGCUUCUCUUAGAUCAUUGCCACAUUCUAUUGAGCCAGAAAUACAGAAGGUGAUAGAAAAUGACUUGGUUGCGGCAAGGCAGGAAGAUAGGACACUGGGAACCCAAGAUUUCAGCAGAUUGCUGACAAUGGGUCGAUUGAUGUCUAUGAGUUUCGGUGAAACCUCCCUAUCAUUAGAACACUGGCAGAUGGUCAAGGAACUCGAGAGGUUACGAAGAGAGAGACUCAAGUGAAUGUACUAUUCACCACUGAGAUUUGUUGUUACCGGCCACAGGUGCAGAUGUUUUUGUAAGAAAAUAUUGUGCCAUUAAUGUUAACAUGCUCUGCCAAUUUACAUCAAAUUUCAUACUCUUCAAACUCU